CAGGAUCGAUUUAUGGAGAGCGAGCGACAAGGUAACAGCUAUCAGAAGAAGCUUAUUUAUUUAUUUAUUUUUUAAAUACGUAUGUGGUAAAAGGCAUCGUUGAGUUUUCAUUUGCAUAUUUUAAAUACAUAAACGCAUGUGUUGAACACGGAGUUGUUGUAUAUAGCGACAUCAGAAGAUAAAUCUUACUGCCGAAAAAGGGCUGCUUGCCCCGCACCGGGCACCAGUAGUGGAGAAAGGAAGAGCCGAGAAGAACAGACUGGUCUCUUGGGGCUCCGAGCAGAUCGGCGGACCGAGUGCAGGAACGCUGAUUGAGCCUGACUUAUAUAUAUAAUAUAAAAAAGAAAACAGGAAGACAUUUUGAGCCUUCAAGCCCCUUACAUCAUUGAUUUUUCUGGAGAUGGAGGAGAUUAUUCUUAACAGAAUUUUUGUCCAGUCCGAGUAAAAUAAAGUGCAAAAUGGACAAAUUCUUGCCAGUAGAAGGUGACCUGGAACAAGAACAAUCUGUAAAUUCAAUGCAAAAAGUCAACAGUCUAACGUCACUCUGUAUCAAAGCGGAACCUGUCUCUGAGGGAUCUGAACACGUAAAAGAAGAGCUUCAUCUGAAGUGUGCGCAAAUUAAACAAGAGCUCUGUGAGGUUGAACUGUCCUCUGAUAAACUUUGGAAUCCAGGUGAGCGUUUCCCUUCUCCUGCACCUGUUAAGAGUGAGCAGUCAGAAGACCUCUUUCCAACGUGUCAGAUAGUUCACAAAGAGGAAGAGAGUGUUUGCCCCGAGGGAACAACAACUUUUCAACUGACUGAUAAUAAUUUUCAAACUGUUGUUUGGUGCACUGAAUGCGGGAAGGGCUUCAAUUGGGUAAGUAGCUUGAGAGACCACCAGAGAAUUCACACUGGGGAGAAGCCGUAUGACUGUAGUGAAUGUGGGAAGAAGUUCAGUACAUCCAGUAGCUUAAAAACCCAUCGUAGACUCCACACUGGGGAGAGGCCUUACAGCUGCACUGAAUGUGGUAAGAGCUUCAUCGCGUCCACCUACUUAAAAUCGCACCAGAGAAUACACACUGGAGAAAAACCCUACAACUGUGUCGAAUGUGGGAAGAACUUCAGUGCCUCCUCUCACCUAAAAUCACACCAGAUGACUCACACAGGGGUGAAGCCUUACGUUUGUACCGAAUGUGGGAAAAGCUUCUCUCGGUUAAACAUACUUAAGAAACACCAGAUCAGUCAUGCCGGAGACCAUUUAUACACAUGCGGUGAGUGUGGGAAAAGCUGUAUUACAUCAGAAGAAUUUGAAUCACACCAGAGGAUUCACACAGGAGAGAAGCCAUACAUCUCUGAAGAAUGUGGGAAAAGCUUCUCUGAGUUAAACAUACUUAAGAAACACCAGAUCAGUCAUGCCGUAGACCAUUUAUACACAUGCGGUGAGUGUGGGAAAAGAUGUAUUACAUCAAAAGAAUUAGAAUCACACCGGAGGAUUCACACAGGAGAGAAGCCAUACAUCUGUGAAGAAUGUGGGAAAAGCUUUCACUUCAUGUUGAACUUAAAGAAGCACCAGAAAAUUCACAGCGGCGAGAAGCCAUACAGCUGUGCCGACUGCGGCAAGAGAUUUUUGUUCCCUCGAGAUUUAAGAACACACCAGAGCAUUCACACCGGAGAGAGACCAUAUAGCUGCGUGGAAUGCGGGAAGACCUUUAGACUGUACAUUUGCUUGAAAAGACACCAGCAGAUUCACACCGGGGUGAAGCCGUUCAGCUGUGCCGACUGUGGGAAAAACUUCAAACAUUUAUUUAGCCUGAAAGGCCACCAGAGAAUUCACACAGGGGAGAAGCCUUACAGCUGUGGUGAAUGUGGGCAAAAUUUCAGUCUGCUAGGAAAUCUUCGGUCACACGAGAGAGUUCACACCGGAGAGCGGCCGUACAUUUGUCCCGAGUGUGGAAAAAACUUCAAACAUUUAUUUAGCCUGAAAGGCCACCAGAUGAUUCAUGCCAGAAAUAAACAGUGCACUAGUGGAAAGACAAAUCAGCAGGAAAAAACUAUAUAGUGUACCAUGUGGGGAAAAAAAAAGCAUGGAGUUGUAGUUGGAUAUAUUUCACAGGUUUGGUGACUACAUCAUUACACAUUUUUUUUUGUGAUUUCUCACCAAUCUGAUAGGGGGGCAUUGUAGGGAUUAUGAAGAAUUUUCUGUGCUACCCAUGAGUUCCCACCAAUCUAGUUGUUGGGUUUAUAAAGAAUUAUUUGUGAAACCCAUCUAAAAUGGGUUAAAACCUAAGUAAUCAAUAUAGACAUCCGUGUAUUCAGCGGUAACAUUUGCAGUGCAUGUACUAAUGAAAUGCAAUUCAUUUCAACAGAUGGCACAUCACAAACAUUAGCACUGCUUUUACAAAUAUCACACCAAAGACUAUAUAAGAGAGAGAAAGCAAACAGAUAACAUAGACGGACAGACACCGACAUGUGCACACACACUUCUCCUAUUAUUAAGUUGGAUGAAUGGUACAAACCUCAUGGACUGCCUGACUUAUCUUACCAUGUGCAUGUACUUAGUUUACUCACUGACAUUUUCUAAUCAGUAACCGAGAUUUAAAUACUGCUGAAAUCAAUCCUAAAAAGAAGUCAAACACUUAAUUAGUUAUGCCUGCAAGCAUACAAGAAUUAAGAAUCCAGAGCUCAGAGAAGAAUGAAACCAUAGAAACAUUCUAAACUGGGAGCUCAAUGAUAAAGUGUGUCUAGAUAGAUAGAUAGAUAGAUAGAUAGAUAGAUAGAUAGAGUGCUGAGUGGGACUGUGUUAAAUAAACGUGUGUUUUUAUAAAGAUGUGGUCUCAGUCUGGUGGUGCCCGGACAUAUCUCACACUGUAUCUCACUGUUCAUGUCCUUCAUUUAAGUGAGUUUUAUGUAACUGUUGCACAUGCACCUGGUUCAACUGUCCAUACCAAUCACUGACAUACAGUAGAUAGAUAGAUAGAUAGAUAGAUAGAUAGAUAGAUAGAUAGAUAGAUAGAUAGAUAGAUAGCAAAAGCAAUAUGAGAUUAGGGUUUUGAAAUGUCAGUUCAGAUAAGGAAGUAUUCUAAUGGGUCCCUUUUAUCCAGUUAUAUCAUAAUCAAAGGUCACAGCCUUUGAGGACACAUCCCUAGUAUUCAGUGUUUUAGCCCUAGCAACAGGAAACCAAAAUGAGCGGUGAACAUGAGUUUAUAAAAUGGCAGAUUAAACCAUCCAAAAAUAUUUUUAGAAUAAAAAUGCAAAGAAAUAGAGAAACAUUGAUACUAGAAAUAUAUUUGGCGACCCAAAAACACUUAAAACCAAAUGUAACAAUACUCACAUUGAUACAGGAACUCUUUUAAAAUUAGUUAAAAGGUACAAAUAACAAAAACGGGGAACUGGCAAAGCAAAUAUACAUAUCCCAAAAAUAUAACAAAACCCCCAAAAUUAUACAGUAACCCCAUAACUUGUAUUAAAGGGCAAAAUAAUCUUUUAUAUGUCAAAGAUUUGUUUUGCACAAAAUAGAAAAUACAAAGAAAACCUCAAAAGAGCAACGAGUGGCACAAAGGAGUUGUCAAAAAGGCAAUCCUAAGCAAACAAGUCCUAUAACAUAAUCCAAAAACAGAAUCUGUAAACGAGUACAAUAAACCAAGAAAUCCAGAAAAUCCACUACAGAAAUUUGAAUAGUCAUAGACACGCCUAUAAACAAAUGAUCUCCUGUUCCUGAGCCUUCUCCGCUCACUUAUAUAGCCAGUGGGAGGGAUCAAGAGCAGUGACAUCAGGGUGGCCCUGCCUCCUAUAGCUCCACCCUCAAAAGACAAGGAGCAGAAGAACAUUUAAAGAGACAGAAUAUUAUUAUACACAUAAUAGAAAAUACUCAAAAAUAUGCAAAAUAAUAACUUCAAAACAACUAACAUAACAAUUGAAUAUAUCAUACAGUAACUCCCUAUCAAACAUCUUUAAUAUGUGGUUUGUGUUUUCAAUCGUUUUUUAACCGAAGAAUUGUGUUUUUAUGGUUAGUUUUUAAUUUUGCCUUACUUUUAUAAAGUUUAAUAUUUCAUUUAUUUUAUUUAGAAAUCAACCUAGACCUUAGCAUAUUGGGUUUUAAAAUUUGAAAUGCACAAUCUAUUGGAAUGCAUGCUGUAAUAAGAUGCAUUGUAUUUUCAUUCCAUCAGACGAUGCAUCACAAAUGUUAGCACUGCUUUUACGAAUUCCAUAUCAAAAGGCAUAUAACAGAGACAUAGUAAGGGGAUGGGCACACAAAUACACAUCCACACACAUCAACACUUGAACGUUUGUAAAAGUUCCGAAACUCAAGCAUUUUAAGAAUAACAGUGAAUUCACAAGGGAAUGAUGCCAUUGUAUAACAAAGUUAUGGUCCAGGAUGUGGCUGGAUGACAACUGGUGGGCUUGAGACAGCCAGCAGUUAAGACAGAUUAACUCUGGGCACAUGUAGUGGUGGCAUGGCUUGGCAUGGCAUGUCAUUCCACAAACACACAUUCAAUGUCUCUUCUUCCUUAUGCCAGAUUGUGUGAAAGUGAUUAUUUCCACCCAUGGCAGAUACACCAAAUAAUGAUUACUGUACUGUGCAUUGAGUCUGUGUGUCCGAGCUGUACUUAUAAUAAUGUAUGCCAUAUAUCAUAAGUAGUCUGCCAUAUAAAUAUCAUUUUGAUAGCUCUUUUAUUUCUUAUUGUUGCAAUUUUGAUAGCCAACAAAGCAUAAAUAGUUAUACAGUGGUGUGAAAAACUAUUUGCCCCCUUCCUGAUUUCUUAUUCUUUUGCAUGUUUGUCACACAAAAUGUUUCUGAUCAUCAAACACAUUUAACCAUUAGUCAAAUAUAACACAAGUAAACACAAAAUGCAGUUUUUAAAUGAUGGUGUUUAUUAUUUAGGGAGAAAAAAAAUCCAAACCUACAUGGCCCUGUGUGAAAAAGUAAUUGCCCCCUUGUUAAAAAAUAACAAUAAAAUAACUGUGGUGUAUCACACCUGAGUUCAAUUUCCGUAGCCACCCCCAGGCCUGAUUACUGCCACACCUGUUUCAAUCAAGAAAUCACUUAAAUAGGAGCUGCCUGACACAGAGAAGUAGACCAAAAGCACCUCAAAAGCUAGACAUCAUGCCAAGAUCCAAAGAAAUUCAGGAACAAAUGAGAACAGAAGUAAUUGAGAUCUAUCAGUCUGGUAAAGGUUAUAAAGCCAUUUCUAAAGCUUUGGGACUAUAUUUGACUAAUGGUUAAAUGUGUUUGAUGAUCAGAAACAUUUUGUGUGACAAACAUGCAAAAGAAUAAGAAAUCAGGAAGGGGGCAAAUAGUUUUUCACACCACUGUAUUUCUAUUAUCCUCUUCUCUAUUAUUAAAUGGUAUUAUUCUGUUUCUUUAUCAUGAAGGUGCCUCCUUCACCAUAAUACAAGUCUAACAGCCAGAAACUCCACAAACAUGAGAAAGGUAAGGAAAAUGAAGCUGGAGUCUUACAGAAUUAUGAAUUACUGGCACUGUAGUUGUGCCAUGCACUUCUGAUGAAAGUCUGAAUUCUUAAAUUGUUUUAGCAAGCCUGGAGCACACAGAUAGGGUUACCACUUUUAAUACAAAAAAAUAAGGGACGCAUACUGCAGCGGGGGCCACAUCCCUUGGGGGCCAAGACCACAGUGAUCACAGGCCCAAUGGCAUGCCAGUGGUGGUAAAUCGCAACUUAAAAUAUGUUUUCAUGAAAGUAUGAACACUUGGACAUUAAAAUAAACUGUCUUUUAUUGAAAUGCAGUCAGUCUUUCUCUUUUACAACUCAACAGACUUCUCUAAUGAUAAUCGUAGCUGAACACAUAGGCAUAGCUGACAAUAAUUAACAUAGGCCGAAAUAGGUCAAACAAAGUGUGACAGUAACCACAAAAACAGGCUUUGGAUGACCUUGUGAUAUGUCAACCACAUUUUAAUAACUGUUUAAAUUUACAGAUUCACAACUUAUUAACUCUGAGUUAAAUAUUUUAUAUUCAGAAAUACAAUUGGAAAAAUAUAGAAAGUGCACAAAACUGCAAAGGAACCUUUCUUGAACACCAGUAGACCAGAACUAUAAGUGUGCAGUACUGGAGCAUGUCAGGUCUACUUUCUUUUGUAAGUGUACUUCUUGUCACUCCGUGCAGCACUGAGUAGCUGUUUGUCUUUUAAACAGCUAGAGUAAAACUCUGAACAGGACUGUUUAAAGUUGAGGGUGAUCAAGAGCUCACUCCUAAUGAGCUCCACAGAGCACCUGUUCCUGCUGUCACUCCAUUUAUUGGUCAUUAUGGAAAAGAUUCUUUCCACAUAGCCAGUUGAUGCUGGGAUGCUCAAGAUGUGGCUGAUUAUGUACAGCAUGUUAGGCAGGUCAGCUAUUUGAAAGAGAGCCACCCUCCUCUGCAUCAUCUUUGAGCCUCUUCAGAAUGGUAUUUGCUGUGGUGCAUUCAUCAUAGAGGUCAUCCAUGUUCACAUUUUGGAUAAGGUUGAGCUUAGUGAUCCUCUCAGUGUCACUGUAGGAAAGCAUGCCAUGUUGCAGAGAGAGAGGUUGCAGGAAGAACAGCCAGUUGUCCACAGAAAAGUCAAACCAUUUCUCAAUGUAUGAGAUUGCUGUGUUGAAAAAUGCUGUAAAAUCUGCCCUUGCCCUGUCUGCUUCAUGUGGGAGAAUAUUUUGCAGCUUUACUUUUGUUAAGUAGCCAUAAAAUUGGUCAUCUCUUCUCUGUGUGAGUUUUUGCUUGAAGGUAGACAUAAUGGAAUAUAUCUCAACACAGGUGGUUGAAUCACUAUCCAGCUUCUUGACCACUUCCUCAAAUAGGGAGAGGAUGUUAUUGGAGAACAGGAGAUAAACUUCCACAUCAUCCGGAUCUUCCUCAGUUGAGGCUUCACUGAGCUUUAACAAAGAUCUGAUCUGUCUGGGACACUCUUCUCCGAGGCUGAUGAAAUAAGACCUGAGAGCAGUCCAGGUUUGCAAAAGACGGGAGAUGGCUGGAUUGAGAGACAGCCACCUUGUUGAAACAUGUCGUAGAAUCUCAUGGAACUCCACAUCACAAAACUGGCAAAAGUCUUUAAGGGAUUCCCUUCGUUUGGCAGAUGUGGAAAAGUAGCCAUAGACCUUCAGCACAACAUUUUCCACAUCUACAGUAAGCUGGUCGAGAGCAUGCUUCACCGUGUUGUGCACAAUAUGGGCAUGGCAGUUCCCUUGCAGCAGAUCUUUUUGCUUUUUCUUUAGGUUAGUGAAGACAGAGUUGUGGAUUCCAUAAUUAACAUUAGUAUUGUCUGCACUAUAUGCAGUAACUUGACUUAAUGAUAAGCCAAAAUUUAUCAAGGGAUUGUUCUAUAAAACCUAUAAUACCAGCAGCAGACUCAUCUGCAUUUUCUCCAAAAUCAAGCAUUUUGUUACAGCUCCCCGUUUCUGGCCUGAAGUAUUGUACUGCAAGGGGAAACAUCUUCCUGUUCCCUUUAUUUGAUGCAUCUAUCUGUAUGGAGAAUGGGAGGGGUUUGUCUGACUUUAAGACAUCUACAACAUCAGCCACUGCUUUUGGAGCAAGGACGUCUUUGGCCAUUGCUUCAGCCUUUGUUCUCCCGACAGACAUUUUCUUUAUGAUUUUGGAGUCAUGCAGAAUCUUUUGGUUGAGCUUGUGUCCACAGUCAGCACUGAUGUAGCUGAUGUUGUGUUUAAUAGUGUGGUACACCUGCGUCAACUCAGCUGCUGUAACCUAGAGGAGAGGAGAAAAUACUAAUGGACCUAAUUUUAAAGGGUGGUAUUGAUAACAGAUUUUGGCUAAAAUAUUUGUCAUUAUUUGCAGUAACACCUAUCCAAACAUGGAAACAGCACAUACAUAAACGAGCUACAAACAUUAGCUAGUAAAGUUUUUAUAUAGCCUAUUUCUAAUUUUAAAAUAUGGAAAGUUGCAAUUUACUAGUUUAUUUUCUUUACAUGGGCAUUAUGUUGUUUAUUAAUGUAUUAAAUGUAAUGUUUCAUGUAAUAAAUUAAUGCUUAUGUGUCUGACUUAACCUUAAUAAACAAAUCAUAAUAUUA
Molecule: messenger RNA, 7989 nt
Organism: Erpetoichthys calabaricus (reedfish)
Lineage: Eukaryota; Metazoa; Chordata; Cladistia; Polypteriformes; Polypteridae
Product: zinc finger protein 660-like
Exons: 2
Coding region: 459-2039 (526 amino acids)
Biological process (GO): negative regulation of transcription by RNA polymerase II
Molecular function (GO): DNA-binding transcription repressor activity, RNA polymerase II-specific
Source: RefSeq, a predicted model, not a curated record